Messenger RNA from Anopheles aquasalis, 1389 nucleotides. RefSeq names its product endochitinase-like. Gene Ontology annotation, biological process: carbohydrate metabolic process; chitin catabolic process. Gene Ontology annotation, cellular component: extracellular region. Gene Ontology annotation, molecular function: chitin binding; chitinase activity. NCBI's taxonomy places the organism in Eukaryota, Metazoa, Arthropoda, Insecta, Diptera, Culicidae. The record is from RefSeq and is a predicted model, not a curated record.
AUGCGUCCGUGGCAGAAGACGACAACAUUGGCGAUGUUGUGGAUCGCGUUGAUUCUCGUGUAUCCAGCAUCCACGGCGUCUAUUCAUAAACGACUCGUGUGCAAGUUCAGUAGCUGGUCAACGGAUCGAGACUUUCGCGGUAAUUUCACGUAUGAGACGAAGCAAAUCCCCGUGAAACUUUGUACGCACUUGGUGUACAGUUUCGCCCAGGUUGAUCAAAAGUUUUUCGACAUUCAACCGGAAAACCCCACACGCGAUAUACUACGGUCCGGCUAUAAGCACUUUACGGCGCUCAAGGAGCGGCAACCGACGCUACGGCUCCUGAUCGAUGUCCACUGUCUGCUGGCGGGUUGUGUGACGUCGGUGUGGAAACCGAAUGCCACCGCGGUCCGAGACAAUCGUCAAAAAUUUAUCGCGAGUGUGAUCGAGUUUUUGGAAACGUAUCGCUUCGAUGGCAUUGUGAUUAGCUCGUACGAUCGCGAGGAUGUGGAUGAGCUGUACCGGCUGGUGGAUGGGUUGAAGCAGAGCUUUCGGAAUGCUGGGUACGCUAGUUGGGAGGUGAUUACCUAUCUCCCGAGUUUCAGCAAAAAGUACGAGACAGAAGUUUACCAAAAACGUCGUAUAUGCGAAGUUGCUGAUUACGUUAUUGAAGGCGUCUCGUAUGCCCGAUCGGUCGACUCGGCAAAGGUUGAUGUACCUAGCCCGAUGGGCAGUCGACCGUUCGAUGCCGGGGAGUUCAUGAAUCUCACUGUGAAGCGUGCAAUCGAUACGUGGAUCAGCAGCGGAUGUCGCUCGGAAAAGAUCCUCCUCGAAGUGCCCUUCCAUGGACGUCCUUUCAUUCUGGCAAACGGACGGAACCGCGUGCCAGGCUCUGCUGCUCUUCCCUUUGGUCAACCCGCUGGAUACACAGGGCCGGAACGGAAGGCAUACUACGAGAUCUGUCAAGAGCUGCUCGAUCGAAGCUGGACGAUCGAAUGGGAUCCCCGGAGUAUGGCACCGUACGCGUACCGAAACACACAGUGGGUUGGAUAUGAGAACGAGAUCUCCGUCGUCGAGAAGGCCAACUAUGCGAUCAGACUGGGGCUCGGUGGUCUCUACGCUUCGCCGAUCGAUUUCGACGACUUCCGAGGAGUUUGCGGUAAGAAGCACAUCCUGCUCAAUGCUUUGGCGGGCACUUUCAAACCCAACCAACUGACACCGGAUGAAUCGCUCGAUUUUGCCAUCUUUCGCGGGUAAACAUACAACCGAAGGCAUCGCUGUAUCGGGACAUCCCCUUGUUUCGUGAAGCUCGAAGCGAAGUAGUUCAUAGUAGCCAAGGGAAACUUGGCAACCACAUCCAGUGCAAGAAGAGCAGGCUGAGCGAGCAGCUACCCGUUUUCCUUUCUUCUG